Molecule: messenger RNA, 9918 nt
Organism: Liolophura sinensis
Lineage: Eukaryota; Metazoa; Mollusca; Polyplacophora; Chitonida; Chitonidae
Biological process (GO): regulation of autophagy
Source: RefSeq, a predicted model, not a curated record
AACAGCAGCAAGCCUAAAGAAAAAGAUAAGGACUCGGACAAAUCCAGUCCAAGCAAAACUACUUCGGCAUCAAGUCCGAAAACAUCCUUGAAAAAUGUUUCGGAAAUCAUCGGAGGGAAAAGAAAAGGAAAAAGAGAAAGGAAGCAGCGUGUCCUUGAACAGGUCAAACUCGUGCCCCAGUCCGAAGUCCACUCUCCGUCACGUGUCUUUGAAUAGCCGUGACAAGGACAGAAACGGCGGAAGCACGCGGACACCUUCCAGUCCGAUCGGAAAAAGCUCACUGAGGCAUGUGACGAUCGGCAAAGACAGGGACUCUCACGACAAGAGCGUGUCCCCAAAGUCCAGUCCGAGUCCAAAGUCAAACGUCAGACCGACGUUUCCAAAAUCGACCGAGAAGGAUUCAGCGAAGGAUUCUAAGCCACCACUACCUACAACUCAUUCGACAGUGCAAACGGAAUUCGACGACAAAGAAGAAAUUGAGAAACUACGCAAGGAGAUAACAAAGGUCGAAGAACGCUGUAAGAAACUGGAGGAGGAAAAGAAAUCUCUUGAGAAAGAUAAAGGUCAGGCAGACGAUUACAAAAAAGCUAUUGAGGACGUCAAGGUCCAGCUAAAAAACAUGGAGAGCAAAUGUUCGAAGCUGGAGUCUGAAAACAAAACGCUUUCCGCCAGUUUGAAAGACCAGGCGAACAAAAACAAAGCUACAAGCGACAAAAAGGACGAAUCAGAAAACAUGACGAACGUUCUCAAGGCAACGGAACAGACGUGUGAGAGUCUGCGAGAGGAAAAUGAACGAUUACAACAGGAAAUUAGGGAGAUGAAACAAGAGAUGGACGAAAUGUACGAUCAGUUCAGAGAAAGUGAAGCCGAGGAGUACAGAGAUUUGCACAAAGAACUGGAGCUUACUGCCAAAAACUGCCGCAUACUGCAGUUCAAACUGCGCAAAACCGAGCGUCGGAAUGACCAGGUGGAAGCUGACAGGCAGCAUUACGAGGACAAAAUCCGCACGUUACAGAGUCAGUUCGAAGACAACGACGCUAAACAGCACAUCCAGACACUGGAGGAAGAGCUCAAGGUGGCGAAAGAGGUGUCUGUCCGUCUGCACGACGAGCUGGACAUUCUGGAAGACCGACGCGGUCGAUUGGAAGAAGAGAACACGAAACUACAGGAGAUGCUUACGAAGCAAGACAAGAAGGAGUUUCGGAUGGAGAUGGAAAUUGAUAAACUGACGGAUAGGCUGGACGAAAUGCAGCAGCAGUUGAUCAAAGCGAAGCGCCAGUUGGAAGACAGGGACCCCGACGAUAUGGAGAGAACGCAAAAGCGUCCAGUCCUCCAGACUCAAGUCAGCACAGAGUACGAAGUCUCGCAGAUCCUUCGAGAUCUCUACGAUAGUAUCGAGAGAGAAAAUGAUCUUAAGGAUCAACUCCUUUUCACCGAAGAGGAAAUCAAACUCACCAGAAAGAAACUCAAAGAAAUGGAGGACGAGAAUGAAAACUUAAACUUUCAGCUGAAGAAAAUGUCGUCCACAAAAACACUUAUGACUGUAAGAAAAGUGGACGAUAAGGGACGCUCGACGGACGUGGAUGUUUCCGCGUCUGAGUGUGAAAUGCAGCUGAAAUUAGAGUUAGAUUUGAGCGAACAGGAAAAUGCCGUGUUGAGGAGGAAACUUCUGGAUAUGGAACAAGAGAAUGAGAACUAUUUGGAAGAAAUUGGCACGUUAGCCAAACGAAUUAGCGAUAAGGAGAAGGCCGGAUCGGCUGUACCGCCUCCGUCUUCCCCAAACGCGUACUACGAAGACAAGCUGAAAGAAAUGUUGGCCGAGUCAGACGAUCUAAGAUGGAAACUCAUCGAGAAGGAACGGGAAAUUGAGAGACUAGGCGCGGAGGUGAUAAGUUGCCAGUCCCGCUCGCAGAUAAAACUCAAGAAGAGCAAGUCCCUUGACAGCGACUUCCAAAUUCUUGACCUCAAAAGACAACUCGACCUAAUUACUCAGGAAUCGGAUGGUUUGCGCCUGCGCGUGAAGACUCUGGAAGGGGAAAACGCAAAGCUCGCAGACGACAACAAGCGACUGAAGCUGCAGAGCACGCGCCAGAUCCCCUCUAUACACGCGGACGACGCGGCCGUGGAGAACAUCGAGUUGAGGGACAAAGUGAAGAAGUUAGAGGAGGAGAAGAAAUCUUUGAAAGACAAACUUCGCACUGUGACGGAAAAUAUACAUUCUUUGACGAAGGAUGUUUCCAGAGGUCGCCAAAUUUCGGGAGCAGCUGAUCAAGAAUCGCCGGUCGGGCAGUUCAGCAGUCAGCUAUCUCGUGAAACAGAAGAGGAACUUCGACUCGUAGAAGAGGAAGCCGGCGUGCUGAGACGAAAAAUGGCCGAGUUGGAAACUGUGAAUUCUAAACUCACCAGAGAAAUUGAGAAGUUGAAAAUGAAAGAUGAGAGGGCGUCUGAGAAAACAUCCAAAGGUGACGACGAUCCUGUAGCUAAAGACACGGAUACGGACGAUGGGAAAACUGUCGUGGAACUACGGGAGAAGAUAUCAGACAUGAAGGAGGAAAUCAACGACCUCUUGUUGAUAAUACAGAGGAAAGAAGACUUUAACAAACAGAUGGACCAGGAAAUAAUGACCCUGAAAAAAUCUCAUGUGGAUCUAAAGGACGAAUUCCGGAAGACAGAAAUGGAGCUUCUCCAAGAGCUGGAGAUGGCCCAACAAAAGAGUGACGUUCUCAGUAACUUACUGGAUCUUGUUUCGGAGCGAGCCGACGCCACGGAGAAGGAGCUAGAGCGCGUUAUUAACGAGUCCACACCUUGUCCUUCCUCUCGCAGCGCCAGCGCAAUUAGUGCUCUGAGUGACGUCAGUACUGGUAGUGACGAUGUUUUCAAUGUGCCGCCCAGCCCACCCGGAGAUAAAACAGUGAUUGCAAAAGACUGGGAGAAUCAAUUUAAAAAACGGAUCGAAUGUUUGGAGCGCCUCCUAGCGGAAGAAAGACACAAAGUAGCAGCCGCAGAAAAGAAGUUGGCUCUAGUAUCAGAUGAAAACUUGUCGUCCGCCAUGUCUGACGACGUGAAACUGAGGAUACGGGAGAAAGAAAUAAUGCAAGGCGAGUUGGUUGAAAAUCAAAGGCACCUUGUGAUAGCCAACGAUCAAAUCCGGGGUUUGCGGGAACGUUUACAGGCGGCCGAGGAGAGUCAUCACAAGAUCAAGAUGGACUAUGAAGCUCUCGUACGGGAGCUUGACAGACGUGAGGCUCUGGAGGAGCAGAUCUCAAUGGAACAGGGUAACCCUUUAGGCGUAUCCACGUUACAGGGCCUGCACGAGGAACUCCGCCGUUACAAGGAUAUUGCCGAGAAGAUGGAACAGAGCGGCGAAACAGAACUGGAGGCCCAGACCGAAAUCGAUAAUUUAAAGGCUGAAGUGGCAAAGUACAAACUGAAAUCAGAAGAAUUAGAGUACAAAGUGGAUGAGAUUAAUGAAAUCUGGGUAUCGAAAAGUGCGGCGUCUGAGAAGGAAAAGUCCAACCUGGAAAUCAAACUACAGACGUUGAAACAGGAGCUGGAUCAAACUAAAGAGGCCCAAACUCGACUACAGAACGAAGUGAAGCAAAAAGAAAGUCUUCUUAAAACCAGUGAUGAGCUGUUGCGAGAGAAAGACGGUCUCAUAAACAAGAGAGAUGAGAUCAUACAACAACAAGAAGACAUCAUCAAAAACAGGGACGGCGAUUUCCAAACCAUGCUAGACCAGAUCUCGCAACGUGAAGAGAUCGUGCGAGAUCUGCGCGAUGCUUUGAGCAUUCGUGACGAAAGGCUUAGAGAAAAGGAUGAUAUCAUUCAAAGAAUUAACGUUAAACUGGAAGGGAUUACCAAGGAAACAAUGGAUAAAUUAAAGACUAAGGAAGCGGAAAUGAAGAAGCUAAGGGGUGAACUCUUCGAUGCCACGGGUCCCAUACCGGAUGUUGCUAAAGAAAAUGGAGCUCUGAGUCUCCACAUAGACGAUUUGCAUAAAACGAUAGCACAGUUGAAGACAGAAACAGAAGUUCUGAACAGUGAUCUGGCAAAGUUAAGAAAAGAGCUUAACAACAAAGAACAUGCUUGGCAAUUGGAAAAAUCAAAUUUGAUAACAGAAAUGAAAACGUACAAGGAGAAGUAUAAUCUUUUAGAAUCAAUGAAAAAGACUCCCGGAAGUGACUUGUUGAAAAAACUGUCAGAUGACAACACAAAACUGAUCGAGGAAAAAGAAACUUUGUUGGGAGAAGUUCGUAAACUUCAAUUUGAACUUGACAACACAAUAAAACUUACUGAAAAUGAAAAAGACGAAUUAAACCAGAAAUUAACAGACAGGAACAAAACUAUCGAGGAGAAUUUGCUCUUCGCAGAGAGGGUUCAAAACGAGGCUGCCAGAUUGAGAACGCAGGCCGAACUGGCUUACCGCCUACAACAAGAAGAAAAGAUCCUUCGUGCUGAACUGCUGGCCAUGAAGGUCCGGUAUGAAACUAGGCUCGAGAAGAUCCAGAGAGAAUACAACAAACUUCAGGCCUCUGCAGAAAAGAUUCAACGCGAGCGGGACUUGGACAAAGACAUCAUCAAGGGGAUUCAGCGAGGGAUGGGCGAGCUGAGGGCUAAAUACACACAGGAUGUGGCUGGGUGGCAGAAAGAGAAACUUCAGAUGGAAAGAAAGAUCAAAGAGAUCGAAGACAGUCGGAAGAUGGUGAACGAAAUGAAGAAACUUGCAGAAGAACUGAAGAAAAAGGUGGGAGAGCAGGACAAGGUACGAGCCAACGUCGUGAACACGUGGAACAUGGAGAAGACUGCCUGGGAGAUCGAGAAGUCGAAUAUGCAGAGCAGGAUCAACCAGCUGGAAGAAAAACUGUCAGCUUACAGCAAAGCUCAAACCAGGACCAGAGACGUGCAGUCGAAGCUGGAAGUCACGUGGGAGAAAGAACGUGCCGAGCAGAAGAGGCUUCUAACAGAAGCUCACAACAUCGCUCUCGAUUUGCAACAACAACUCAAAUCACGUGAUCAAGCGAGCGCCAAUGAGCUGAAGGAGCUGGAAAUGCGCUUUGAAGAGGAACGCUUAAAAUGGGAAGCCGAGAAACAAGCAUCAGAGAAGAAAAUUCAGGAGCUUGAAGGCUAUACCAAGCGCAUAUCGGACCUUCAGCGGCAGUUCCAGGAAGUGAAGGAUCGAGAUACCAGCGAGAAAGAGGCUUGGCAGAGAGAGAAAUGUGAUCUGGUGAGAAGGCUGACAGAAGCCAGGCAGUUCCAGGUUCGACAGAACAGAAAGAUCGACGAUAUACUGCACACGCUGAAGCGCCUGCGUGAGCUCGCCACCCUGGUGCAGGAUGUGGAGACGGCUGAGGACUUGGUCAGGAGAAGUCCCGAGGGGAUGGCGGACGGUAUACCGGAUCAUCAGCAACUACAGAAAACCUUAGAUCAGGCCGUUCUGAAGUACAUGAGAGAUUCCAUGCACCAGUUAAACGCCAUCAUGAACGAUUUGGACACAUACUUGGAGUACGUCAGGGAUGAAUUACCCUAUAUGAAAAGGAGCUUGUCCUCCUCACAGGUGGAUUCAAAGGAUGUUGAGGAUGACGACAACCAGGGGAAAGACGAGGCUCAGAAAGGUGAGCGGCUUGGAAGAAAGCAGCUCUCACAACAACAGCAGCAACAACAACAACAACAACUCAAAGUGAGCCAGCCACCACGUUCAGCUGAUAGCAGUCCCACCCGUUACGAAAGGAGCCAGACAAUCAGUACUGCUCUUCAAAGCACACCGACACAACCAACCCCCAAGGGGCAGUGGGUAAAUACUUCCGGGUCACCAAGACCGCCGUCGUACGCUUCCGGUUCACGCAGUGCCCAGUCGUCGCGCUCAGCCUCUCCGGACAAACACCAUAGUCGGACCUCGUUUUCGCCUGUACGGAAAAUCACGAACUAUCCCGAUCCACCACCGAGUUUCUUGAUUUCCCCUCCACACCAGGGGCAGUCCCAUCAGCCAGUGGACUCGCAGUCUUCCACGGACAUGACCGAGGUGUUCAGUAGGCUGGCGAGGCCGCAACAGCUAACAAAAAGCAUAUCUAUGGAUUCGGCACCUUUGACAUCUUUCACAUCCGGAUAUUCUGGACCCGCUCCCUCCAGUCACACCGCCGGGCCAGGUGCUCGGGCGGAAAACUCCAGGGGCAUGGUGUGCUCAUUAGCGCCUGGUACUACAGGCAGUUUGGACAGAUUAUCACCGAGAACUGCACGGAAGAAAUUCUUCGCUGAUGACACGAGCUCCACGACAUCUACUAGCGAUGGCUUUUCUCAUUGGUCUGACCGAAGAGUUCCACCGCAAGCCCUUUUCACGGACCACGGCAAGAUAAGUCAGACGACGAACACCGAGGCAGCGAUUCCAGCUGGCUACUCAUCACUGCCUGACAGGCGCGGGCAGGCAUUCACUCAGCAGACCCACGAUGCGGACAUGUUUCCUUUCGGCUCGGACUCUGAUCCUGACACUGUUCCCGCCAUGGAUCCUCACCAACUCGAAAUGCUGUAUUACCCGGCUCACGGCAUCGUGGCUAGGAGUCUACCGCCCCUAGAGACACCUCAGAAACCACCAAUGACGUGGGACGAAAAAGUGAACAUUGUGGACAACACGGGGUUAGACGUGCAAGAAAAAAGCAAAACAAUAGGUGCUCCAUCGUCUCAGUUCCUUUCCUUUCAUCCAUCCCAGCCCAAAUCUGCUACGCUGGGCUCAAUGGGUGUGAAAGAGAAAAGAAAACUUUUUCGUAAAUCGAGCAGUUUGGAUAGUACCUCGGUUUCGGCAUCCCUGGGAAAAGUCGGAAUGCAGAUGUUGCCUACUGCCGUUCCCAGUGGGUUCUCCCCUUCGGAUCUUUUAGCUGCGGUGAAGAGGAAAUUCAGACCCACGAUGAAAAAGGCUCUUCCCGCCAAUGAAGAACAAGCAACAACAACAUCGUCAUCAUCAACAACAACAGCAACAGCACCUUCUAUUCCCAUCAGCAAAUCCGCAGACAACAUGGCGGACAUUUCUGGUCAGGUGACCCGAGCACCAGACGCUUUCCGCUCGAUGGACAUCUCUCCAGCGUUAACCCCGUCCCCCACAUCUCCUGAUCCAUUCCAGUUCUCUCAGCUUCCACCGGGCCUACCCUCACUCAGCAGAACGGACAGCCACAAAGCCGCAAUGGAAGAGUCCCCUGGUGUCCCCAAGCUAACUCAACUAUUCCCGAAACCUCCUACGCCACCGUAUCGAAGACCUCCACGACGCUGGAGGUCCAAGUCGGCAGACAGGGCAGACAAACAGGAGCGCAAACAACAGGGACCAAAGCCCAUAAUCCUCCACGCUGAUGUCAUAACACCGAUUCGUGUCUGGAAGUUUAAUGAGACGUCUGUGUAGACUGGAACAUGGUGCACUUAGAGGAAGACUUAUCAACCGUUACGUGCAAAUAACUAAAAACUAGGUAUUACGUCACAAUUGACCUUUCCAAACUGUCAUUCAAGAAGACGCAUUUAGCCAAUCAUAAUCAAAUUGUUGCAAGUUGUCGCGAGAAGGGGUGGUGGGACAUCGGAUAUGGUGGAUCCAGCCAUAGUAGCCAGGCGCUCAUAACGUUUAAAACUCUUCAUACAAGCGGACCCUGGGUCUUUGUAACUUUGUCUAGGCCUGCAGUAUGAACAGAGAAGAAUCGUCUGUACAGACUUCCAUGGUGUGUUUAUAUCAUUCUAUGCAUGUGCGAUAUGUCCAAAUAAUGCCGAAGAGCUAUCGUAUUUCUCAUGCAACAUUUCGUUAUAUGUAUAUACAAUUCCGGCUGGUGCAAUUAACGAAGACAUCGAACUGACCUUAAAACAGAUAUAAUUAUGAAAGCUUUUCACUGAUAUCCUCUGCGGGAUUUGCACUCGGGUUUCCUGGUCCGAAAUCCUGCAAUCUACACCAACUGAGCUAAACGGAAAUUUCCACUAGCUAUUGCUUUUAUGUGCAUUGGGGAGUUGCCAACGUUUUCUACACGUGGUCACAUGGUAUACAUAUCACUGUAUCGUUCCAGUGGUAAGUUCCUAAGAGCUGUAUCCAACGGUGCCUUUUGGCGCAUGCGCUUUUCUUCAACGGAUAUGAGAUAGAGAUUCCGAAAGUGACUUCAACAUGGCCUUCAAAUUAUAUUUUGAGACUACAUGUUUGUUGUGCAAAGUACACGAGCUAAGUAGAAUCGCAGCAAACCUUUGAAAUGGAGCGUUAUGAAAGACGGGAAUAUUUAGAAACGUAGCAGAUUUUCGGUGCGUUUUGUUGGCAUGGGAUAUGAGUAGUUAUUAAAGAUACAUAUAGAUACGCAAUAAAUAAUCAUCACUAUAAUAAAUUAAACAAUCAAAUGUUUUUAGGUUAGGCUAUAUGGCCUAUAUUAUCUGCGGGUGUCAAGCGAUUAAAAUCAGCAAAACGUUUGUUAUCUCUAUCGGAAUAAAGACGCUUUUCAAGCACUUUUUGCUCUUUGGACAAUACUUUAAAUUCUAGAAUAAAAACCUCUCAUCGGUAAAAUUGUAAAAUAAUUGAGCAUAUCAGAUGAUACUAACUUUUCGGUGAUUACAUAAAAACUUUGGAAUAUUCGAUCGAGUAGCUUGAAUUUAACUUUUCAGUGUGAAUUUGUAUGGUUGGUUGCAUUUUUAUUUGCCAUGACCGGUUAAAAUGUAUAGUGAAAUCAUAUGCAAAGUAUAUGCUAAAUCAAAUGGAGAAUUCGAAAUUAAACGUUUUGGAUUGUAUGCAGUGAGUAAUUUUUUCAUCAGUGGUGAAUGCAGAGGUUACUUGUUUAUAUUUUUACUUUAACUUGCCUUUGGUUUUCCCAUCAUUUUACUCCUGGUGGACUUUUGUAAACAAGAUGUUCAGUUUCAUUUUACACCUGUACAAAAUCUGUGUGCAAUAUAGCGUGUGCAAUAUGUAGAGAUAAUUGGAUCUUUCUGUGAUGCCCCUUUAACUAGUGCUGUGUUAUAGAACUACAAAUUUAAGGUUUAGUUUUAUUUUUAAAAGAUAUACGAUUUUUGUGUCAUUUUGUUUCAUAACCCCCUUUACAGGGUUUAACCUAACACACACACACUUUUCUUUUCUUUUUUAUUGUUGUUUUGUGUCGUUGUUUGUUUUACCCGUGUGAUUUUUUAAAUAGCUGUAUCUCAGUUGUCAGUAUUUACUUCCGUUAUACGAUUUUUGGAUUUUAUCAUAGAUCUUUCUUCUCCAGAAUAUAAAUAUGAAGGUAAACCAUAUUAUGAACAUGUGGGCGUGUUUAAAUUCAUGCACCUUUUUAUCUUUAAACUAUGAAUCUAUCACAAAAAAAAACAGCAAAAUAGACAACGUUCCUUGGUGAGUACGCCUAAUAAAUUUUGCACCAGAUAGUUAUAUAAACCGUUACGUAAAUAAAACCAGUUGUCGUUACAAAACAGAGAAACAUCUGACCCCAAGAUCACGAAGCGACCUGAGACUUUAGUGAAAAAUUCAAUCAUUCAUGUUGAUAUGUUUCCGCUCGCUAUUUUAGCUGAAAUUUAUUUUACAAUUAAACAUCGAGAAUUUAGGUUGUGAAACAAUAUUUUGACCUUGUUACGUAAGAAAUAACAAUUUUAAAAGUGAUUUGAAAUUUUGACUUAAGUCUGAGAUCGCUUCGUGAUCUCAGACUUAAGUCCAGCUGUUAAAGUCCACCUGUUAAAGGUUUCAGGGUAAUUGUAAUGUAACGGUAGUCUUGAAGAUUGUAUCCAUUGUCGUAUGUGGUUAUCUUAUACUGUAAUAAAACAAAGAGACUGUAAAGCAAAGCAACAGUAUAAAAUAUGUAAUUCACCAUAAUUUUGUUAGUUUCCCAUUUUUUUUUUGUUUUUUUUAGUCAUUUCACGUUUUUCCUAUUUAUUUUUCUGGAUAUGUGAUGCUGUUGUUUGAAGGUACCAUUAUUUUCACAGAAUAAAGAUCUUGCG